CAAUUUUUGUAACAAUGAUGAAGUUUAUCAAAACUACGUCGUUUUUAUGUGCCUUAAGACAUUCUUCCAUCCAGGCGAACUCCGGCGCUCACCAUCCCAUCAAACCUCGGCCCCCUCCUGCUUCAGCGAUUCUCUCGGUUAGUCGAUGCGGCAUGCGGCACAACGCCUAAGCGCACCACCGAUCUUAGCGUCGAAUUGUAUACCGAGGUCUGGCCGCGGCUGUCGGCCGUCAGUCAUUCACGGCCUCACUGAUUCAGCUGCGAAGGACCAGCGUCACCUGUCUCCGUCCAUAUUUCAGAUCGUCAUUUGCAGAUUGGUGACAUUUAUGAAACAAUUUAUGUUUCUAGGGGCAAAGGAUUUUGCUACAAAAUGUGGAAGGACAAUCACAAUUUAGUUUUUGGGUGUGGUGGCGAAGAAGAGAUUACUCGGUGACAAACAUAUGCAUUUUAACAGUGUUAACAAUGCCACCCAAUACAAGAACCAGAAAAGCCUACAAAGCUAUGAAAGAUAUGGGAAUAUCCGAAGGUUUUGUGAAACCGGCAUUGAAAAAUCUUUUGAAAAUAUAUGAAAAUGACUGGGCACACAUUGAAGAGGAGAAUUAUCGAGCACUUUCUGACGCGGUCUUUGAAAUGGCACAACCAAAGGUAGGAGCUUUGGAAGAAGAAACUUUAUCUAAGGAGCCUGAGCAACCACGUAAGAGACAGCGGUUACAAUCUAAAGAAGAUGAGAAGUCACCUUUCAACGACGCCAGCUCCAAAUUAGCUGAGGCAUCCUCAAAUAGUCAUAAAGUGAAGGAUCAUGUUGUAUCUAAUGAUUGUUCCACCAGUGUCUCACCCGACAUGGUGGGUUCUCAUCAGGCUAGUCAUGGAGAGAAGGCUCUUCAGGUUCCUUUCUUAUCACGCACAUGUGGUAGAAACAAAGAAAAGGAACCCAUUUCACCCAAAUCUUUGGGGUUGCCAGAUAAAUCUGUUUCAACUCAGCAUCAUGCCUCUAGGAGAAAUAUGUCCAAUGCAUUGAAGAAUUCUGGACCAAAGUCUAGCUCUCAUCCAAUGCGUCUUAGGGAUAGACAGAUAGAACUUCAAGCUCUUAAUUCUGCAUCCAGGAAAAAGACAUCAACACAUGCACUUUCCUCUCAUGCCUUACCCCUUCAAGAGACAAAUGCUGAUACUUGUGUUGCUCAAUCCCAAGAACAGAAUACUUCUGGUACUCAUGCUUUUAGAAAGCACAAGGAUGAGACAAUACUUGAUGAGGUGUCUGAUUUCAAGGUUCCAAUUGCUGUUUUUCCUCUUGAUUCCAGUGGGGCAAAGGAUGGAACCAACUGUAGAGCAACAUCUUCCAAUGAAAUGAAAACCAAUAAGAAACCGAUACAUCAACUUUCUACUCGCAAUGGUGUGGGUGACAGAGCACGACCUAAAGAAGAUGCAUCUAGGAACAGCGACUUUGAUGUUAUUGAAAAUGGUCAGAGUGUUAGUAAACAGAUGAAUCCUCCAAGUCCAGAGGUUGUGGAGUCACUUCAGUUACCUUUAGAUAAUACGAGUCCUUUAACUGAGGUUAUUGACAUUACCAAGAAGCAAGAAAAAAUGAUGAUUUCAUUAGUCAAUGAAGUUAAUAACAAGCGCCCUCCAUCCUUCCACUACAUUCCGGAUAAUACAAUAUUCCGGAAUGCGUAUGUAAACAUUUCCCUGGAUCGUAUUGGGGACAACCAUAGUUGUUUGACUUGUUCUGGGGAUUGUUUAUUGUUGCCCAUACCCUGUGCUUGCUCAUACGAAACAGGGGGUGAGUUUGCAUACACAAAAGAAGGACUUGUCAAAGAAGAGUUUCUGAAAGAGUGUAUUUCUAUGAACCGUGACCCAGGAAAACAUUGCCAAUACUACUGCACUCAGUGCCCACUCGAAAGAGCUAAAAAAGAUGGCGUUCAUAAUCCUUGCAAAGGCCAUCUAGUGAGGAACUUCAUCAAAGAGUGCUGGAAGAAGUGUGGAUGUGAUUUGCAUUGUGGCAAUCGCGUAGUACAACGAGGAAUAAGCCGAAAGUUACAGGUCUUUAUGACACCUGGAGGGAAAGGGUGGGGCCUGCGUACUCUCGAGGAUCUGCCAAGAGGUGCUUUUGUUUGUGAAUAUGUGGGAGAGGUUCUCACAAAUGCCGAACUAUUUGAGCGUGUUUUAAAGAGCUCUAGUACUGAGGAACACUCCUAUCCCGUGCUGCUUGAUGCUGAUUGGGCGGCUGAAGGUGUGUUAAAAGAUGAAGAAGCUCUGUGUUUGGAUGCUACUUAUUAUGGGAAUGUUGCAAGGUUUAUAAACCACAGAUGUGUUGAUUCAAAUUUGGUUGAGAUACCUGUUGAGAUAGAGACCCCAGAUCAUCACUACUACCAUCUUGCCUUCUUCACCACAAGAGUAGUUAAAGCCAGGGAAGAGCUGACUUGGGAUUAUGGAAUAGAUUUUCGUGAUCGGAAGCACCCAAUCAAAGCAUUCAAAUGCCAGUGCGGGAGCAGGUUCUGCAGAAACAAGAGACGUUCUAGAUUCAAAACAAGGAGAUGAAAACAUGUUCGGCGAUCAUAUCAUUGCCUUUGCAAAACCGGUGAACCUGCCGUUGAAACAUUCUGGUUUCGCUGCAUCUUUUUCGUGGAUAUGUCAUGGUUUUUUUUCUUUUUUAAAUAUUUAUUUCUUGGUGUUGGGUAGGCUACAUGUUUACUUCAUUCUUUAUUCUAGUUGUUGCACGCUGUGUGUGUAUAAUAAUCACCUCUAAUUUUUAUAUCAUAGAACUAAUAAGAGCACUUGCAUCAAAGUGCUAAACCUACACACCAAGAACAAAAUAAAGCUUGCGGAAGAAU
This is a messenger RNA of Cuscuta campestris, 2827 nucleotides long. NCBI's taxonomy places the organism in Eukaryota, Viridiplantae, Streptophyta, Magnoliopsida, Solanales, Convolvulaceae. The record is from the annotation of a GenBank genome assembly.